CAUGCUUUUGCGCUUUAAUUAGAAAUUACCAACAUGGCGGGUAAUGGAGAGGGCACAGAUGUGUUAGACGACGACCACUGGCUCUACGGAAAUGACGACUCUAAAGAAAAUUCACCAGAUAAAGAUGGAGAUACAGCUGUUGACAAAUUGGACGACCUUUUACUGGAUGACGUGAAUGGAUUAGGAUCGGAAGCAGUUAAACCAGAUCCAUUUACUCUUAAAAUGUCUCGUGAUAAAAGUGUUGGAGAAGGAAGGGAGGGAAGUGGUGAAGGAGGAGGUGGGAUAGAAGUUCAAGGUGCCAUCAAUGAUAAUCCUGACAAGGAUGUUUCUCCUCCUAUUGAUAGUCUCAUGGAAGAUCUCCCAUCGCAGAGUCAAGAAGUAAAACUGGAAGGGAGAGAAGGAGAGGAGGAGUAUGACCAGGAGACAGAGGAAGGAGAUGAUGGUAGUGACAGUGAUGACGAUGUGAAGAUAACUAUUGGAUCCACUGGCUACAGAUCAGGGUAUGGCCGCCUCCCUUCGAUCAAUGCCGGAGGCCCUGGAGGAGGAGCAGGAGGAGGUGAUGGUACUCUAUUAGCUAACAAGAAGGUUGAUCUUGAUGUCGUCCCUCAGUUGAAUGGUGUCCCAUUGCCUGACGUUGAUCUUGACAGCCUCGACAAACCUUGGCAGAAACCUGGUGCUGAUAUUACAGAUUAUUUCAAUUACGGCUUCUCCGAGGAAACGUGGAAGUUAUAUUGCGACAAACAGAGAAAGAUGCGUUAUGAAUCAACGCAGCUAAACAGAUCAGUUGUUCCAUCUGUAUCAACAAUGCCUCCGAUAUUUAUGACUCCGCCCCUUCUCGAUAAGCCCCCGCUGAACGUCGGUCUCCCCCCACCAAUAUUGAACCCUCCCUCUCACAUUCCCCCUCACACUGGGUCCAGUAAUAUUAAGAAUAAUGCGAAUAAGAUUCUUGGCUCAGAUGCUGAUGAAGCUUUUGAUAAGCCUGAGACCACGCCCCCACCAGAAAUAUCAAAUUCUAUAGGUCCGCCCCCUGGGAUACCCCUGAAGCCUCCUAUACUGCCUCCUCCUGGUCUCCCUCCUCAUCUUCCUCUCAUCCAGUCCUCUCAGGAUAUGACUGCUGCUGCUAUGGCUGCCAUGUUUGGUGGCCCUCCUCCUCCUCUAAGGCCGGAAUUUCCCCCGGGAUUUCCCCCUCCGUUACCAGGAGGGGUACCUCCCUUUCCCCCUCCAGUGCCAGUAGGUAUGCCCCCUCCAUUUGGUUUCCCUGGGGAUCCUUCCCGUGGCCCUCCCCCAUUAGACGAGAGAGGUGGGCUCCUCCCACAAGACGGCCUGGGGUUUCCUCCCGGACUGUGGGACCCUACAAUGGGUCACCCCCCACCCCCAGAGUUCCUCCUUGAAAGUUAUGGUGGAGGGUACCCCCGGGGCCCCCUGGGGAUUGGAGGAGGAAGCAGGUCCCCCAGUCGAAGUAGCAGUAGUGGGCGGAGCAGUGAUAGAGAUGACUCAAAAUCCAGACACAACAGAAGGGAGCGACAGAAAGAGCGUUCAAGAGAGCACAGACAUCACGGGAGAUCAAGAUCAAGAUCAAGGGAACGUCACAGCAGACACUACCGAGAGAGAGACAGGGACAGAGACAGAGAGAGGGACAGAGACAGAGACAGAGAUAGAGACAGGGACAGAGAACGAAGACACGAAAAGGAAAGAAGAGAACAUAGGAGAAGAGGUGAAGAGAGGAGACACGAGAAGAGCAGUAGAAGACACAGGAGCAACACCCCAGAGGAGACGACUUCUCAUCGCUCUAGCAGUCACAAGAAAAGAGCCUCAAAAUCACGGAGCCCGUCCUCAUAAAGAGAUAGAUUCACCACUUGCACACACCUUUAUCAACAAACUAAAUUAUUAUCAUUAUUAUUAUUAUUAUUAUACUAAUGCAAGACUUUUUGUAAUUAUGAAUGUUACUUGUACAAUAUGGUAUAAUAAUAUUA
Messenger RNA from Amphimedon queenslandica, 1973 nucleotides. Its product is annotated as pre-mRNA 3'-end-processing factor FIP1. Lineage: Eukaryota; Metazoa; Porifera; Demospongiae; Haplosclerida; Niphatidae. The record is from RefSeq and is a predicted model, not a curated record. The transcript is spliced from 14 exons. Gene Ontology annotation, cellular component: mRNA cleavage and polyadenylation specificity factor complex. The coding region runs from base 34 to 1839 and encodes 601 amino acids.